Molecule: messenger RNA, 570 nt
Organism: Lizanozyma spartinae
Lineage: Eukaryota; Fungi; Ascomycota; Pichiomycetes; Serinales; Debaryomycetaceae
Gene: IMP1
Product: endopeptidase catalytic subunit
Exons: 1
Coding region: 1-570 (189 amino acids)
Cellular component (GO): membrane; mitochondrial inner membrane peptidase complex
Molecular function (GO): serine-type endopeptidase activity
Source: RefSeq, a predicted model, not a curated record
AUGGCAUUGCCCGAGUCAAUCCGAUUUCUCGGAGUCACUUUUUCAUGGACACUUCGUGCUGGAUGUCUUCUUCACGUUCUACAUGAGAAUGUUUACGAGUUUAGUGAAACACGAGGAGAGUCGAUGCUCCCAACUCUUCAUAACCAAUAUGACUAUGUUCAUGUGUGGAAGAUGGGUCAUAAGGCAGGAGACAAUUUGGAUAUGGGAGAUUUAGUUGUUGCAAUAAAGCCAAGUGAUCCAGAGCAUCGUGUAUGCAAACGAAUCACAGGAAUGCCAGGAGAUAUCAUUGCUAUAGAUCCAAGUUCAUCAAGUGAGCUUACAAAUAGUUCAGCUAUAGCUACUCAACAUGAUGGUUAUAAUAAGUUAAUAAAAGUUCCAAAAGGUCAUGUGUGGUGUACAGGAGACAAUUUGUGUCAUUCACUUGAUAGUCGUAGUUAUAGUGUUAUGCCCAUGGCCCUAAUUAAAGGGAAGAUAGUUGCUGCCAAUUCCAUGAAUAAAGGAUUCUUUAGUGGGGAAUAUAGUUUCUGGAGUUUUAGAUGGUUAGCCAAUAAUUUUGUGGUUGAAAGAUAA